Molecule: messenger RNA, 4410 nt
Organism: Engraulis encrasicolus (European anchovy)
Lineage: Eukaryota; Metazoa; Chordata; Actinopteri; Clupeiformes; Engraulidae
Gene: cyld
Product: cylindromatosis (turban tumor syndrome), a
Exons: 17
Coding region: 581-3556 (991 amino acids)
Biological process (GO): protein K63-linked deubiquitination; necroptotic process; regulation of mitotic cell cycle
Cellular component (GO): cytosol
Molecular function (GO): K63-linked deubiquitinase activity; cysteine-type deubiquitinase activity
Source: RefSeq, a predicted model, not a curated record
GUUCGGAAAUGUCAGCGUAGCAUGGCUCUGCAGCUCGUCUUGUAAAUAAACUGAUAUUGGCACUGAAUUAUUUACCAAACUCCUAUCUUGUAUUCAGUUGUGAGCUGCAAGUGGCACGUUCAUCUAAUGAGACGUCGGUAGUCACAAAGCUGUCCAGUAAUAGCAUCUAGUGUUAUAGUAACUGACGGUGGGGAAACGGUUGAAUUUUCCAGAUACUUUGUGUACAGUAGGCUGGGUGAAGUGCUAGCUGGUAGAACUGAAUCAGCGCUGGCGAGGGCAUUUGACAGAAGCAAGCAAGCAAAUCUACAGCAUACUAGUGGAAUACUUUUCGUGGUCUCUUGUGAGAUGUCAUCCUAAACAGACAGUCAAUCAUGCAAGUGUGCAGAUGAAGAAGGGAAACAUGAACGGAGCCCUUGUCACUGAGCCUUUGAUCGCCUUGCAACUGUAACACAACCCCCCCACCCGACCCCCACCCCCACCCCCGCCACCACCUCUCGUACUGUCGUGCCCCCUCGCCUUGCCUCGAUCCCCUGCGUGCUAUGCCCCAUCCGGCCCGUCACCACCAGCCUCACCCUCAGCCAUGAGUUCGGCCCUGUGGAGCCAGGAGAAGCCGGGGGGAGCCAGCGGCGGCGGUGGCGGCGGGGGUGGCGGCUGCUUCCGGGAGGACUGGCGCUUCUACAUGGUGGUGACGGAGUGCGUGGUGGAGAAGCCGCCGCAGAAGACCCUGCGCAUCCCGCGCGGCAGCCUGGGCCAGGCCUGCCAGGAGCGCAACAGCCUGGGACGCACGCUGCCGCCUGCCAAGGGCAAGCGGAGCCUGCGCCUCCUGGACCAGGCCAACGUGGUGCUGGGCCUGGACGAGCGCGACGUGCUGGAGCUGGAGGAGAAGCUGGCCGAGCUGCUGUUCCCCAUCACCAACUGCGAGGAGCGCUACAGCCUGCUGUGCAACGAGCCGCGGCUGGAGCGCGCGCGCCACAUCGACUGCGGCUCCAAGGUGCGCGUGCAGCUGCGCUCCGGCGACGAGCCGCUGCCGGGCGUGGUGCGCUUCAAGGGGUCGCUGCUGCCCGACCGGGCCCUCUCCGGCAUCUGGUUCGGCGUCGAGUUACUGGAGGAGGGCCGCGGCCAGGGCUUCACGGAGGGCUCGUACCAGGGCCAGCAGCUGUUCCGCUGCGAGGAUGAGUGCGGCGUGUUCGUGGCGGUGGACAAGCUGGAGCUGUGGGAGGACGAGGAGGACGAGCUGGGCGAGCUGGAGGUGGAGGCGGUCACCCUGGUGGACGGCAGCGAUCACGACUUCCCGCCGCUGGAGAUCAACUCGCGCGUGGUGGUGCAGACCCGCGAGGGCCCCGAGCGCGGCACCAUCAUCUUCUACGACCUGCUGCCCGGCAAUGAGAGCCUCGGAUACUACGUGGGCGUCGACAUGGACAAUCCUAUCGGGGACUGGGACGGCAUCUUUGACGGGAAGCUGCUGUGUAGCUUCGCCAGCCUCGAGCACACGCGCCUCGUGCCCGUCUGCGACGUGAUGCCAGAGUACUCCAUGCAGGACCAGAGGUCGUCCAAGCACAGCUUUGCCUCUCGGGGCAGCAGCAGUGACAAGUCCUCCUCUGGCCAGAGCAAACCAAAGAACAAAGGAUUAGGUCUGCAGUGUGGGAGUAGGAGCAAGUCUGAGUUUUAUUACACUUUAAAUGGCAGUUCAAUUGAUCACCCAGCCCAGUCCAAAUCCAAAAGCACAUGGUACAUUGAUGAAGUCGGAGAAGACCCUGCCAAGUCUCUCACAGACACUCCGCCCGACUUCAAUCAGGCGUCGCCGCCCUCCCGCGUCGCCCCCUCCACCACCUCGCUCACCAGCGACCAGAAGUUCCACUCGCUGCCCUUCAGCCUUAGCCGCAAGAGUGGCCCCAACGGCAGCAUGAGCCAGGGCCCGCUCUCGCUGUCCGUGCAGUCGGUGCGUGCCGACCAGCCUGACCAGCAGCUCCAGCAGCAGCAGCAGCAACAGCAGCAGCAGCUGGGCCAGCAGACGCCACCCUCCAUCAGCGCCUCCUCCCCCAGGCAAGCCUCUCCAUCGCGGGGUCAGCCGCGUCUGGAAGUGGGCUCCCUGGUGGAGGUGAAGGAGAACCCGCCGCUGUGCGGGGUCAUCCGCUGGGUGGGGCUGCCGCCGGGCCUGGAGGAACCACUGGCGGGGCUGGAGCUGGAGGAGGAGUGCGUGGGCUGCACGGACGGCACGUUCAAGGGCACGCGCUACUUCUCCUGUCCGCCCAAGAAGGCGCUGUUCGUCAAGCUCAAGUGCUGUCGACCCGACUCUCGCUUCCCCUCGCUGCACCACUCUGCUAACCCCAUCGAGCGCUGCAACUCCAUCGCGUUUGGCGGCUACCUGAGCGAGGUGGUGCAUGAGAACACGCCCCCGCGCACGGAGAACGACGGGCUGGAGGUGAUGGUGGGCAAGAAGAAAGGCAUCCAGGGCCACUACAACUCCUGCUACCUAGACUCAACACUCUUCUGUUUGUUUUCGUUCAGCUCUGUGUUGGAUACAGUACUGCUGAGGCCGCGGGCCAAAACUGAUGUGGAGUAUUACAAAGAGACACAGGAGCUACUGCGCACAGAGAUCGUCAACCCCCUGCGCAUACACGGCUAUGUGUGUGCGACAAAAAUCAUGAAACUCAGGAGGAUUCUGGAGAAAGUGGAGGCGGCGUCUGGAUUCACCUCAGAGGAGAAAGAUCCAGAGGAAUUCCUCAACAUCCUGUUUCAUCACAUCCUGAGAGUGGACCCACUGCUCAAACUUCGGUCGGCAGGGCAGAAGGUGCAGGACUGUUAUUUCUACCAGAUCUUCAUGGAUAAGAAGGACAAGGUGCUCGUGCCCACCAGCCAGCAGCUGUUGGAGUGGUCCUUCAUCAACAGCGAUCUCAAAUUUGCAGAGGCUCCUUCCUGCCUUAUAAUCCAGAUGCCUCGCUUCGGGAAGGACUUCAAAAUGUUCAACAAGAUCUUCCCCUCCCUGGAGCUCGACAUCACAGACUUACUUGAAGACACUCCUAGGGAGUGCCGCAUCUGUGGGGGUCUGGCCCUAUACGAGUGCAGAGACUGUUACGAGGACGGUGACAUCACAGCUGGGAAAAUCAAGCAGUUCUGUGAAAAGUGCAAUACCCAGGUUCACCUCCACCCACGGCGAAAGUCCCACCGGCACGGCAAGCUGUCCGUGCCCAAGGAGCUGCAGGAGGGGGUGUGGCGGCAGGGCCAGGGCCCGGGCCCAGGCAGCUUCCCCCACCAGCGGAUGGAGCUGUUCGCCGUGCUCUGCAUCGAGACCAGUCACUACGUGGCCUUCGUCAAGUAUGGCGCCGCAGACUCCGCCUGGCUCUUCUUCGACAGUAUGGCCGACCGCGACGGGGGCCAGAACGGCUUCAACAUCCCGCAGGUGUCUCCGUGUCCGGAGGUGGGGGCCUACCUGAAGAUGAGCCCCGAGGAGCUCCACGCCCUGGACCCCAAGAACAUCCAGGGCUACGCACGCCGCCUGCUGUGCGACGCCUACAUGUGCAUGUACCAGAGUCCCACCAUGAGCCUCUACAAGUGAAGACCGACCCACAUCCUCAUCCCACACACUGUACAUCACACACACACACACACACACACACACACACACACACACACACACACACACACACACACACACACACACACACACACACACACACACACACACACACACACACACACACGUGAACAUACGAUCAGUCCCACCAUGAGCCUCUACAAGUGAAGACCCACAUCCCAUCCCGCAUACUGUACAACACACACACACACAUUCACGUCAACAUACACAGGAACUCCACACACACACUCGUAUGAUACACACACACAAACCCAUACACACCUCUACUACACUGAUACACUCUAAGAGAAAUGAGGUGGUUCUCGAGGCGCGAGGAGGAGGAAGAGGAAGGGUGGUUGAAUGUGGAGUGUUGCCUAUAAAAACUGACAUUCCUCCCUCCUCUCCACCACUCUCUACUCCUCUACUUCCUCUUCCUCCUCCUCCUCCUCCUCCUCCUCCUCCUCUCAGAAAAAAAGACAACCCUCUCUUCAAUGCCUUGCCUGCAUCGCUGUCCAUGUGUAGAUAAUUUCAAAAAAAGAGAAACGAACACAAGGGUAAAAGAGGAAGGAAGGAAGGAAGACACUGACGAUGAUGAUGAUGAUGAUGAAAGAUAAAAGAAGAGGAGAGAGAGAGGGAAGAGGACAAAAACAAGAAGCCUAUUUGCACUGUGUGUUGUGUUGAAGUGUUGUUCUUCUCUUCAUGUUUUCCCUCCAUGAGUAAACACAAGUCACCCCCAGUGGACUGUCACUAUCUCCAGUGCCGGAAGGGGGGCAGGCUUGAGUGAGUGCUUCUCCCGUGCGAAGAGAAGAGAAGAGGGGAGGUGUUGGGGAGUAGUA